Messenger RNA from Penicillium antarcticum, 1416 nucleotides. Its product is annotated as glycosyltransferase family 1 protein. The transcript is spliced from 3 exons. Gene Ontology annotation, molecular function: UDP-glycosyltransferase activity. NCBI's taxonomy places the organism in Eukaryota, Fungi, Ascomycota, Eurotiomycetes, Eurotiales, Aspergillaceae. Bases 1 to 1416 code for a protein of 471 amino acids. The record is from RefSeq and is a predicted model, not a curated record.
AUGACAUCCCCAGCCCAAACCAUUCUCUUCCUCACAAAUCCCGAGCACGGGCAAUCAAAUGUGAUACUCGCAGUAGCACAAGAAUUCCUCCGGCGUGGAGAACACGAAGUACACAUAGCCUCCUUCAAACCAUUAGCGGCACGUGUGCAAGCAAUAACUGACCAAGCCGAUCACGACCAACUUGCACACUUCCAUACAAUUGCAGGUGCAUCCAUGAGUGAGCUCGUCGCUCGCAGUACCCCUGAUAUAUGCCACAAGCCCGGGCUUGCAGGCUCAAUCGAUGGCUGUAAGAAGAUCAAUGUAUCUGUUCUUGCCUGGACACCUGAAGAGUAUCUGCAAUCAUACAGGAGUUGCCUAGAGAUUUUGAAAGCCGUCCAACCGGCCGUGGUUGUUGUUGAUCCGCUCUUACAUCUCGGUCUGGAUGCUGCGCGCAGUUUGCAGAUGAAAAUUGUUAUUCUCUGGCCUGUUCCAUUGAAAGAUGUGGUUAUAAUGAUCCAACCCAAGCUGGGUAUCCUAUGGAAAUAUCCACUCACGGGAUCAGGCUACCCCUUUCCACUGCCUUGGCGCCUAAUCCUCCCAACAAUCUACAUGGUCUUCUGUUUUGGUCUAAUAGUCCGCUGCGGUAAACCAAUGCGCAAACUCUUAGCAUGCCGCAAAAAAGCAAGAAUAAUAACACCCUUUCCACAUCUGUUCCCCUAUUGCGACGACCACCUCCACUUAUCCCCGUGUUUCCCAACAAUGGACUUUCCAUUCCACGUCCCAAAAAACGUAAUAAGCUGCGGGCCAAUACUCCGACCCCAUACAUCACUCGCAUCAGACGACCCCUCCUUAAACGCCUGGCUAGCAGAGCCAACCAUCCUAAUCUGUCUUGGGUCGCACGUCCAAGCACCGGAAAACGACGCAAUGCAAAUGGUCCAGGCUAUCCAAAUGGUCUUAAGUAAACAUCCCGACAUCCACGUCCUCUGGAAACUAAGAUAUGACUGGGAAAGUUCACCACGCGUCAAAGCUAUCCUCAGCCCAAUGGUCUUAUCCGAUAAAGUACGAGUCGUCUCAUGGAUCCAGCCGGAAAUUAUAUCACUCCUUGAAAACGGACAUAUAGUGACUUACGUGCACCACGGCGGGGCAAAUUCUUAUUUUGAGGCUUGCAAAGGGGGCAUUCCACAGGUUGUCUUGCCGCAAUGGUUCGAUACAUAUGAUUGUCCGUCGCGAGUGGAAUGGCUGGGUAUUGGCGUGCAUGGGAGUCGUCAUGCAGCGCCGAAAAUUGAGGCUUCGGAGCUUUCUUCGGCUUUGUUGAGAGUUCUGAAGGAUAAGGGGAUUCAGUCACGGGCUAGGGCUAUUGGCGAUCUUUGUCGGACCACUGUUGGGAGAAUUGUUGCUCAUAAUCAGAUUGUACAGUAUUUCAGAAAGGAUGUGUGA